Molecule: messenger RNA, 930 nt
Organism: Tetrahymena thermophila SB210
Lineage: Eukaryota; Ciliophora; Oligohymenophorea; Hymenostomatida; Tetrahymenidae
Product: transmembrane protein, putative
Exons: 1
Source: RefSeq, a predicted model, not a curated record
AUGAGUAUGUUUGAAAAGGUUUGCAUACUUGGAUCUCUAGGAGCUGUAGGUUUAUUUAGUGUUUACUCUAUCUUUGCUCCUUCUAAAAAUAAAUUGAAAAAGGAAGAAAUUUAAUAAAAGCGUUAGAAAUUAGUAAAUGACGAUAACAUGAGAGUCCUGUAUUCAACAAUGACUUUCUUCUACUUACAAGGUUUUGAAUAGGAAAAACUUUAAAGUUUUCAUAAUCUGUAUGACAUUUUACAAAUCUCUAAACCUAAGCUAGUUGCCCUUUAACUCAGUGAAAAGGAGUAUGAAGAAAAAUACCAAGCAAUUAUCAAUCAUCCUUAAUAUCCUGAGUUGAUGCGUAAAGUUGAUUUCUACUUAUAAACUAAGAGCGAAGAAAUUAAGAAUAUGUAAGAAUUAGAUCUCAAGCAUCUUGAAAAGCUAUAUAUCUUUGAUUACUGUAAAAAAAAUAAAUGUUAAGUUCUCUUUUGUGAUAAAUCACCUUCUGAACUAAGAGCUAUGUAUUAGGCAAAGCUCUAACUCAGUAAGUUGCACCUUGAAGAAAACAAAGAUAUUCCAUCUUAAUUGAAAGAGCUUUAUUCAGAAGAUUUAAAAAAGUUUGAUUCCCAGGCUAUUAAGAAGUAAAAAUAAUCAAUUUAAGACAUUGAAAAAGAAAUUAAAAAAGAAAUCUAUGAAGACUUCCGUUAUAACUUCUUUGUUGAUAAAGUCAUCUCUGAACUCUAACCCAAAACUUCUUUAAUUCCUUCCAACCCAUAUAAAACUCUUGUUGGAUUAGUAGAGCCUGAGGAUUUAGAAGGUAUAACUAAACUUUGGAAAAAUAAAUUUAAAACUACAUAUGGCCAUGAAAUCUUAGAAGACGAAGAAGCAUUAAACAGACGUAUGUAAAAAUAAAAUUAACAACCAAGUAACUUAUAAGCCCAAGCAUGA